UGGCUCCACCCUUGACACAUGGGGAUUAUUACAAUUCAAGGUGAAAUAUGGGUAGGGACACAGCCAAACCUGAAUAUCAAGGGUGCUUACAGAUUCCAUUAGUUAAUGAAAUAAGGGACCCAGCUAGGCAUUUUUAUUGACAGUAGAACCAGCAGAUUUAUUCCUUAAAAUUUGGAUGUCAAUGUGGAGAUGUACUUUAGAUACUACCGCUUCAAAAUUAACAGUUUUUUUCAUUUCAGUUAGGUUUGACCUCAAGAAGAUACUUUCAAAGAAAAUAUAUAUUAGUACAUCCUGUUCUUUUGGUUAUGAUUUUUGAUUUUACAUGUACAGUUUUAAAUUUGUUGUUGAUCUUUUUAAGGAACAAGAUUGGAAAAGCAAACAAGACAGGUAGCUUUUAUUGAUACUUUAAUUGCUGAUUUGGGGUUGGGUUCUCUUGAGACUAGAGUUUUUUCUUGCAUGAAAAGAAACCCACGUGAAUAUUUUUCCUUACUGGAAUUUGGAAGAUAUAACCUAAAAUGGAAACUAAAGUUUAUAUUUAAAAUUGUAGCCUCCCAUAUAAGCAGUCUUAUUUAUUGAAUUUCAAGUAUUCAUUUUAUUUCACUCAGAAGUUGGGUUUUAUAUGUAUACUUUUUAUUUUUUUUACUUAUAAAGCCUUGCCUAGUCUUCUACAUCAUUGUUAUUAAAUAACAGUAAAUUGAGUCAAAGAAUUUCUUUCCAGUCAUUAAUUUACUACAAAGUCUUAUACUUUCAGUUAAAACAUUUUAUUAUUUGUAUUACACUAUAUGCUGGCUGAUUUGAUCACCGCUGUGACUUGUACACUGUGCUAGAAAUUAGGGUACAGGAGCACAAAAUACCUAAUCCUGGCUCCAGCUGAGCACCUGCCCCUAGAUCGAUGCUGCCUAGUAGUGAAGAUUAAGACAGUAUGGAUGUAGAUUUCAUUUGUGGGUGUAACUGUGGCAGCAGGGCUAUUACUUUUUACCAGCAUGAGUGACCUUUCCUAUCACGGUGUGUUUCCAAUUCCAUUUGGGUACAGUGAGCUGAAAUGAUUGGCCAGAUGUUAUGGCUCAUUUAUCUAAAGUCUCCCUUUAACUCUAGUUGUGUUAUAUUACUCUGCCUUUUUGAACUCUGUUUUGUUUAGUUCAAACAAACAAAAAGUUUAGUCAUCUGAAGCAGAAUUUAGCAAAUGUGUAUUUAUUAAUCGAAAUUCUCUCACAUCUCAAAUAUUCUUUAUCUUGCAGAAUCAGCAUAAUUCUCUAGCAAGCUUGUAUUUUUAUGACAUUCUUUCAAGUUAUUGGAAAUUUAGUUAAAAUUGCAGAAACUACCAAUAUAUCUUGAAUCACUUAAAAAUUUACUUUAGCCCUUAAUUGAAAAACCGCUAGAAGAAAUUUAUUUGGUUUUGUGUAAUGUAAUUCCUUUUGGUGAAUGUUCAGUGAGGCUAAAUAAUCUGACACAUCUGCUUACUGACAUAUAUGUAUUUUAUAUGUAAGAUAUAUAUUUAAAAUAUAUGUGAAAUAUCACCUGAAACUUUAAAAUUUACUUUUACAUUUAUUAUUCUUCAAUAAAAUGAAUAAGGUAUGGACUUUUGCACUGAUAAAAAGCAAACUUCUGCCUGCCUUUCUCCUUCACAGGUGAACAUAAUCACUUAAAUGAACUAUCAUGCACUUAGACUUCAUACUCCCCUUACUUUUGUAGUACAACCAUUUGUGCCCAUUAAAUUGUAAGUUCCAAAAAAAUCUGACUCUGGCUGACUCAUUAAUAAAUGUUCAGUACCCACAGGAGUGUUUUGCCGACAGGAGAUGCUCAUUAUAUUUUUAAUAAUUGAAUUGUUUAUUUUAAGGUCUCUUCAAUAGAUAAUCAGAACCUGAAAGAGAAGUGUAAAUAAUAGCAACAUUUUCUUUGUACUUUGAAACUACAUCUAGGAAGAAUGACUGUAACGCUAUAUUCCUAAUUUGUAUAUCCGAAGACAUUUCAGGUCUAUUCUAGUACGAUGUCAUAGUAGGGUCACAUGUACAAUUAAACAUAGACUUUCAGAGUUGAAAGGAUCCUGAAAUGUCAUUAUUCCAGCUUUCCAUCCAAUGCUUGAGUUCCUUCGAUAGCAGUUGUUCCCAACUUUUGCUGUAUAUUAGAAUGAGUUGGGGAGGUUUAAAAAUCCCAGUGCUCAGGCCCCAUCUCAGCCCACUUAUGUAAGAAUUUCCAGGGGGGAGACCUAAGCAUUGAUAUUUUCUUAGAACCCCAUAGGUGAUUCCAGUGCGCAUUCCAGGUAGCGAGCCGUUGUUCUACAAAAUCUCUGCAAAAUAUUUUUCCAAUCUAAUUGAACUCCUCUGAAGAUGAGCACCUCACUACCAAAGUCUGACUUGUGUUUAUUCCAUUUAUUCGAAUAGUAACUUAAUUAUAAGUGUGUUUAAAUUAUAAGCUGGUUAAAUGAAAUAACACAAAUCAAGCUCACCAAUUUUAAUACUCAGCUGUUGAUAAACAACCCUGAAGAGUGACAUUUACAUUUAAAUUAUCUUCUUUGAAGUAGCAUUGCAGCACUUUUGAAUGACUUCCAAAAGGCUGAUCAUAAAAUCACUUCAAUCACUUUCAAAUUUUACUUUAGCAGCAAUGAAGUUAUUUGGUAUGACUCAGAUGAACAGUCUGCUCUGUCCUGGAGUUAUUAUGGUCAUUUCAUUUUCUGCAACCUGGGGAAACAGACAAGGGAUGAGCAGACUUGUUUUUACAUGUACCUUACAGAUUUGCCUUGCAGUGUUUAUGAUUAAAAGUUAGGUAGGCACCUUUAGAAAUGUGCUAGCUUCACAGGAAGGUAAUUUACCCUGUAGACAAUUUUAAAUAUACUGAAAGAAUUGAGUGGAGUAGUGAAGGCUUGGUUUUAUAAAGCUCUUUGAUUUUAGAGUAGAAUUUUCAGAGGAAGCGCCAUGUGACCACACACACAAACACACAAACCCGUAUUCUUGCUUAGGAACUUAUCUGUCCUGAGACCAUCCACCUGCAUGUCAGUUCUUUUGAGCACCUUUACAUUUCUUUUGGUUCUUUAGUAGGACCUGGCUUCUAAAAGUCAGUAUAUGACAUAACUGAUAAAUACUUAAGUAGUUCUAGGGUCUUAAGAGCUGUGUUUGAGUUUCACCUCCCUUCCUACUCAUGGUGUAGCCUUGGGCAAAUUAUUAAUUUCAGCCUUAGUUUCCCUAUUUUUACAGUACAAAGAAUGCCAUAUAUCUUGUAGGAAUGUUAUGAGGAUUUGUAGUAAUAAUGCAUAUAAAACUUCACGGUAGCCCCUUCAUUAUAGAAAGGCCUCAUGGACUUAAAUUUUGUGAUACAUUAGAAUACCAGCAUUGCUGGGCAUACUACGAUGAUAAUACAUUUUCCUUUUUUUCCCUACAGUAGUAGGAAAACAUCCCGAGGCUAGUUCUGUAGAGAAUAUCAUCUUUAUGCUCUUUUAUAAAAAACUAUUCUGAGACAUGAUCUUAGAUUGUUCCUUUACCAAAAUAAGUUUCCUCUUGGAAGUCCGAAUGCUUCAGCACAUGGGUAAGCAUGGGUCUCUUUAAGGAUAUAGAGGAUAGGGGAUGGUUGAAGCCCCUCGAUUUUCUCUGGGGAACCAGGAACGCUAGCCUUUCUAGUAGCAUACGUCAACCAAGACUUUCCUGGCAGGUCUUCAUUGCUAGUCUUCUUGUCUGUUACUCUGUAGAGUUGCCAGAUAAAGGACAGCCAUUUAAAUUGGAAUUUCAGAUGAAGAACUAGAUUUCUGUUAGUAUAAAUAUGCCUCAAAGGCUGCAUGGGACUUUUAUAUUUAUUCAUUAUUUACCUGAAAUUAAAAUUUAACUGAGCAUCCUGUAGGUUUCUUAGUUUUUCUGAAUCUGACAACCCCUACCUACAUGCUUUGUAGGAAUUUUGGGGUUAGAUGUUGGGCAGGGUUUAUCCUAAAGUAAUAUAUUACUAUUUUUGAAUGAAGUAGAGAGGAAUACUUCUUAGUAAGUGAAAAGGCUAAAUUACAGCAUUAAAAUUUCUUCAUUUGUUAAAAUACUACAAAUAUAAUUGUUACAAAUUAAUAUCAAUAAAUAAAAGUAGACAAUGCUGAUCCACAUAGAAGAACAUCUUCCUACUUAUCUAAUCCCAAGAAUUUAAGGGAAUCUUGAACCUAAGCAUCUUCCAACUACAUACUUAAGGCAUAUUAAAGAGAAUAUAUGAUAGUAUAAGUAUAUCCUUUUUAAAGAAAGUCUGAAAUUAAAAAGGGUCGAAGUGUGAUUAUUCUUUAAGACAUGUACAAUCAUUUUAUUUAUAUAUAUUUUACAUAUUAGUGUAGCAAUUCCUAAUUACUCCAUAACACACUGAAUUCUCCCUUCUGUAAACUUGUAAAGCAUUUACUUUGUUAUUCAUUUAUUCAUAUUAAGUAAGCAUCUUCUUUGUGCCAGGAAUUGUGCUGAGUGCUAAGGGUAUAAAAAUAAGAGCAAAUCUCUGUCCAUGUGGAGCUCAUCAUACAGCUCUGGAAACAGAUACAAUAUUGACAUUAUAAUGCAACGUGACAAGAGCUAUAACAAUGAAAUGAAUUGCUUCUAAGAUCCAGAAAAAGUAGUCUGAUGGAGGCUUCGCUGGAGAAGGGACAUUUAGACUGGAUUUUCUAGGACUAAGAAGCAAAUGAGGCUAUUUUAGGCAGAGAAGGAGAGAGAGAGAUAAUGAGUAAAAAAGAAUAAAAAAACCCCCCUCAAACCCAACACCCCAGCCUGUGAAAUAACCUGCUGUAACUUGGAACUAGUGAGAAGACGGCAUGGGGAGGGGCACCCUGGAAACAGGGUAGAAUGUAAAGAGUUGGCGAUUCGAUUUAAAGACAGGCAAGAGGAGCCCAUGAAGAACAUUUUAUAUCAGGUUAUAAAUUCUGUUUUUAUUGUAUAGUCAACAGAGUUUUAAAUAAGACUGAGGCCUUAAGUCAGUAAGACCUAAUUGUUUGUUUCAGGAAUAUAUCUGGAAUUUGAAAUAACACGCGGCCAGAAAUUGUUGCAGUAGUUCAUGGGAUACAUGAGGACAAAAGGAAUAGUGUGCUUGCACUAGAAGUGGAGAGAUCUUGAAUGUGAGACAUUUCUAAGUUAGAAUUAUUAGGAUUUGAACACUUUUUCUGUUGUUGGUUUAUUUUUAUUUUUAUUGUUUUGUAUGAGGAAGAAGGUAUGAGGAUACAAAAUAGGGAUAGUUCAUGUAUGUGUGUGUUAUUUCCCUAAGGCCUUAAGGUCAUUAGAGGAAGGGUCUCUCUCCUAACAAACAAUAGUCAAUACAGUCUUGUUCAAUUUAAACCAGAAACACAAAAUGUUUAAGAUGGGUGUAUUUGUAUGUCUGUACUUCAUUAUUAUUUUGACAAAUCUAGUCAGUAUUACAAGAAUAACAGGAUGCACAUUGGCAAACCCAUUUUUAUCCCACUUAGUUAAAUAAAAUAAUCCAGUUGUCUGACACAUAAUGAUUUUAUCAAAAUUAACCUUUGUCUUUGAUAACUUCUGCCCUGUGAUUGUUAUCGUUUACUUUAAAAUAUAAUCAUGGCCAGGUGUGGUGGUGUAUGCCUAUAAUCCCAGCUACUCAGGAGGCUGAGGUGGGAGGAUCAAGACCAACCUGACAACAUAGACUCCAUUUCGUAACAAACAAACAAAAAUGUUUGUAUCAAAAUAUCACAUGUACCCCAUAAAUAUAUAUAUGUAUCUAUUAUGUACCCAUAAUCAUUAAAAAUUUUAAAAAAAUAUAAUAAUGUAUAGUUCUUUUCAUUUUUUAAUGUGUCAAUAUAAUUGUUCUUUGGUGCCAGGCAUAGUGGCUCACAAUUGUAAUCCCAGCACUUUGGGAGGCCAAGGCAGGAGAUCACUUGAGGCCAGGAGUUCAAGAGCAGCCUUAGCAACGUAGUGAGACCCUGUCUCUACAAAAAAUUUAAAGAAUUAGCUGGGCAUGGUGGCAUAUGUCUGUCAUUCUAGCUCCUGCGGAGGCUGAGGUGGGAGCAUUACUUGAGCCUGGGCGGUUGAGGAUGCAGUGAGUUGUGGUUGCAGCACUGCACUCCAGCUUAGGCAACAAAGCAAGACCUUGUCUCAAAAAAAAAAAAAAAAAAAAAAAUUUGUUCUGUUUCAUAGGUAAAGAAUUCAAUGCUGGAUAAGUCUGAGAUAGACCAAAUGUGGACUUUGAAUUCAUAGUUUUAGCUUUGUCGCUCAGUGUUAAAAUCAUAAAACCUGCAACAAAGAAGCAACAAGCAGUGAUGCUUUAUAUGGAAGGACUUUCUUGUUCCAAGAAAUGUAUCACUUUAUAUACAACACAAUGUACUAUUUAAAUGUAACAUAAAUUAUAUAUUCCUAUGCAUUAUUUCUCUGUUUAUAUAUAUUUUUAUACUAAAAAAAUGCUAUUUGUGAGUUGAGUUUUACAUGGUUGUAUUAAGGGAGGCGCACCAGUUGAUGAGGUGUUGUAUGAGGUCUUUAAACACACCCAGACUCUAAGGCGGCAAUGAAUAACCUUGAACAGGUAAGGAGCCAGGUGGCCCUAGGGUAGGGAGAAAGUGCGACAUUGUAACAUCCCUUUGAAUAAUGUCUGCAGCCAGAUCCUGUGUCACCAUGACUCAGCAUCACACAGACAUUGAUUGCACAGCACAAGGAACACACAGGAAGCAAAGCUGGUCUGUCACAUGGCAAUUAGUUUGAGACACCACACCUGUAUUCCCACCGCACAUGUCAUUCCUCCGUAUCUUUGGCUACCACAGAGGAAAGCAGAAUGGAUCUGGGCAAUUUAUUGUCUUACUUUCGCUGAGGAGAGGGAGAGCAGGAGAAUGCAUGCUAUUCCACUUUUUCUGUGCUGCAGUGGGCGUGUUGGUCAUUGCUGGGAGCCCUUCAGUGAAGGAAAGUUACAGAACACCAAAAAGUGUCAGGAGCUUCCAUGUGGCUGAAAAACCACAUUCCAUGGACAUCAGCCAGUGUUGUAGUGUUAGGCUGUGACUUAGGCAUGUAACUGGGCCAACGAUUCCAGUUUUGCAUGGAAAAAGCACACAUGAUUAGUUUUUCAAUGAGGAAGUAGGCAAGUUGUAUUAAUCUGUUGACUGAGAGCUUAUAAUAUACUCAUGAUGAAAUCUCUCUGGAGCAAGUCCUAUGAAACAGUGUAAUGACUUGGCACAGGAUGGCUGGAUUUGCUUUAAAAAAAUUCUCAUUCAUGUUUAUUUAGGUCCAAAGGAUCCAUUAUACUUCAGCUUUAUAUGCUAUUAAAUUUAGAGAUGACACAAUUCAGGACACAUCUUACAUAGUUCUUUUGGUGGAACAAAAGCCCUGAUAGAAUAAGGUGACAUUUAUGGGCCUUUAAUAUCAACAUUACAGAAGAAGGGGAAUUGCAUUUUCUUUGUAUGUAAGAAAAUAAUGACUAGAGUAAUUCUGAAAUGAAAUCAUGGCAUUAUUGUCAGGAUUGGUAAAUCUUUUUAAUUAAGCUAUUAUCAUUUCCGUCAUGCAGCUGCAUUUAAUGUCUUAAGUAGGCAACAUGAUAUUUUCACAGGAAUUAUCAAAUAAACUCAGUAUGUUAGCUUCCCAGGGACAUGGAAGCUUUGAAUAUAGAGGAGGAGAAGGUCCGAUGAGGGGAAAAAGACCUUCUGAACCCCCUGUGGUCAUAAUUCCAGGGAAAGAAGGAGAAGAAACUUAAAUGUUUCUAACUGCUUACUGUCUGUUAAGAUUUUUAAUGUAUUUUAUUCCCUUUAAUUUUGAAAGCAAUUCUGUGAGUUGAAUAAUUAUUUCCAUUUUUUUGCUAAUGAGAAAACAAGCUCCUCAGAGAAGGUGAACAGAAACUGACCUAUUAAAACCCUAUCAUGUAGGUACUGUGUAGGAAGUUAAGAUGUAUUUUCUCAUUUAAUUAUCAAAAUAAGUAUCAUUUUAUGAACAUGAAUUAAAAUAGGCUAGAUUAUACUUUGGUAACAAAUAGACCCAAAAUUUCAGUGGCCUAAUAAUAUAAAGGUUUAUUUUUCACUCACACAAAGUUGACUUUGAUGCCAGGGGACUUCCCAAGCCAGUUCCUCCUGUGGUUUCUUGGCAUUCGAGGCCAAGGGAAGGGAAGUAGCACCAUGAUGCGGUCACACUGCCUGGAAUGAGGACUCCUUGCUUGUUGCCGCAGGGAAAAGUGACAGGAGAAGACUGCAUGGGUUCUUAAGGCCUCAGCCUGGGACUUACGCACGUCCUCUUCCCUCUUAGCCCAUUGUCCGGGGUCUAGUCACAUGGACUCACCGCACAGUGGGCAGGUUGGGAAUCGCGAGGGAGAAGAGGGAUAGCAGUGACCCCAACUGGGUCUGCCACGGCACUGUCACCCCCAUUUUAAAAAUGAGAAGACUGAAGUUCAGAGAGGUUAGAUUAUGUUCCUUGAUCACUUCCUUGGUGAUCUGUAGACUUAGUUCUUGAAACUAGAUCUCUCUCAGUCUAAAGAAUCUGUUUUUUUGCCCUCUACUUCAUCUCACCCCACACACACUCUGAGUAAUUUCGUGGUUUGGAGUUAGGUAUGGAUCUGUGGUCGCCAGCCUUCAAGAUGGCUCCUGUCAUCCUCGCCUCCUGGGAUUCAUGCCCUUGUUGUUCCCUCUGUCAGUGAAUAGGGCUGACCUGUGUGACCAGUGUGGUAUUGCAGAAGAGACAGUGUGACUUCUGGGACUAGGUCAUAAAAGACAGUGGUGUUUUCAUGUGUCAGUGCUCUCUGUUGGAUCCCUUGCUCUGGGGAAAGCCAGCUGCCAUCAGGUGGGGACGCUAGAGCAGCCCCAGGGAGCCCCGAUGUGGCAAGGAACUGAGAUCUUCUGCCAACACCCAGGACCAACUUGCCAUCCAUGAGAGUGGGCCAUCUCGAAAGUGGAUCCCCAGCUCAAGGGUAUAGUGACCAGGUUAUAUUGCAGGCAAGGCUACUACUUGCAAAUGCACCCCGAUGGAGCUCUCGAUGGAACCAAGGAUGACAGCACUAAUUCUACGCUCUUCAACCUCAUUCCAGUGGGACUGCGUGUUGUUGCCAUCCAGGGAGUGAAAACAGGGUUGUAUAUAGCCAUGAAUGGAGAAGGUUACCUCUACCCAUCAGAACUUUUUACCCCUGAAUGCAAGUUUAAAGAAUCUGUUUUUGAAAAUUAUUAUGUAAUCUACUCAUCCAUGCUGUACAGACAACAGGAAUCUGGUAGAGCCUGGUUUUUGGGAUUAAAUAAGGAAGGGCAAGCUAUGAAAGGGAACAGAGUAAAGAAAACCAAACCAGCAGCUCAUUUUCUACCCAAGCCAUUGGAAGUUGCCAUGUACCGAGAACCAUCUUUGCAUGAUGUUGGGGAAACGGUCCCGAAGCCUGGGGUGACGCCAAGUAAAAGCACAAGUGCGUCUGCAAUAAUGAAUGGAGGCAAACCAGUCAACAAGAGUAAGACAACAUAGCCAGAUCCUCACAGGUGUUGUGACUUAUUCGUCCUGAGCACAGUUGAGUGAUUUAUCCUCACCAGACAUUCCUGCUCCGUGGCUGAAGAGCAGCAGGAAGUAAGCUAAUGCUUACUCUUUGCUGUCUCCGAACUUCUCUGUUGCAAGUGGAUAAAUCUCAACCUGUUGCGCCCCCCACAACAAGAAGACACCUGGAUAACCAGCUAAACUCAGACCAUGGAAUGCCCUACCAGAUAUGGAAUGCCUUUUUAAUAUCUUUUCUGUGACUGUGACACUUCAUGUGAAUGACAUACUUCACAAGUACACUCGAUACCUUGCCUGCUGACAGCUACCCAUAAUCCUUUUUGAGUCCUGUUUCAGCGAAAUCUAUGUGUUUAAGUUCAAUUUUGUAGCACACAAAUAAUACUGAGUAAUUUCUAGUUAGACGCUGUAAACCUGUGCUAUUAUGGAUUUCUCUUCUUCCCAUUUUUACAGGGCUGCUCGCUCCACUGUCUGUGACCUUUUGCAGGGAUUUUGUUCCUCUAAAUCUUAAAUGUUGCCGUUGGCUUAGGUCGGAGAGCAAUCAGGGAAUCAGGAAGCCUUCUAAACCUAUUAUUACAAAUUGCAUCUAUAAAGAUUAAGAUUGUUGUCUCUGGCUCACGCUAUGGAUUAAACACACAUAUACGCUCUGUUCAGUAGCAGAUACUGUGCUCCCAAGGUCGGCAUUGCCUGGGUGGGAAAAUGGCUCAAACACAAUCCAGGGAAGCUCUCUAUGAUAUGUGUUUGACAUCCCCCUCUAGUUUCUUUGUGUGUGUGUGUUUUAUACAUAUCACAAGCUUACUGGUAAUGGUAACAUUUGCCUUGCCCAGCGAGCAAGACCCACUGGUUUUUGAGAAAGUGGGUCCAAAGAUUUCUGUAGGCCUUGUAGGCCUGAUUAAGGUUCAUUUUUCAUCUAUUAAUUCUCAUUAUUUGGAAAAAAAAACAAAAAAAAAGGAAAACCAAUAAUUACAACCUACAAGAAUUGCGCUACCUAAAUCCAUUUCAGAUAUACUCCGUCCUGUUUUUAAUGAACCAAACUUAACGCCAUCCCCGUUUCUGGCUGCGUUCCCCUCAUACUCAGCAGAGCAUGGGCAAGACGGCUGUUGUGUUCUUUCCUGCAGCAGCAAUGCAAACGUUAGUUAUAAAUUAGACUUUAAUAUUUUUGGUGUUUAAUGACAAGUUUUUAAACUGGACAUAUUAGGAAAAAUAUUUUUUUUAGCUCAGCAUGCUGAGUCCGGUACUGUGUAUUUCACCAGUACAUGCCUCUAACUCAGCAUUUGGGACUCCUGUUGCCCAGUGGCUGGGUUAGAGGUGCCUUGCCAUGAUCUCAGAAUACAGUCUGUUGAAUUAUCCUAGAUGAAAAUAAAGGCAAACCAACACAUCCAUCCAUCAGGAUUUUGGUCCAUUCCAUUUCUUUCUUUCUUUUUGUUUUAUUUUGCAUUCUUAAUUUCCUUUUUAAUUUAAUACUGUUUGUUUGAACUCUGAGCUUAGGGAAGACAACUACCAAGAAAGGCCAGGAACAGUUGACUACACAGUGAAGAUUCCAUGCAAAAUGUUCAAUACUGGAUCUAAAGGGGUUCAUACUAAACUGUUUGGGAAUAUAUUUGUUAACUCUGUGUACACCUAAUAAAAUUCAAUGUUUUCUUCUCAGAAGAGUUCAUUGAGACCAAACUGAACCUCAUUUAUUGAAAAUUAUAUGUGGGAUCAAUGUACUGGCCUCUUGUUAUUCUUUCUAUGUGGGAGGAUGACCCAGUCAUCAUUUUCCCCAUCUGCACUGUAUUUAUUGGGAAAUUAUUUUGUCACUGCUUUCAUAAAUCUUCAUGACAGCCCUUGCCCAGCAUUAAAAAAUUCUGGCCUGCUUAGCUGAUUAAAGGUUUAGUAUAAAUUUAACUGUUUAUGCUUAUUUCAUUUUCAUAUUGGAUUCUACUUGAAUAAAUAAAAAGUUAGCAGAAUGUUUGAGUAGAUUUAUUGUCAAUGAUGCUAAAUUACAAAUAUAACAAAAUGAUUCCUUUGGUCAUUUUUGAUUUGGUGUUAUGUCAUUUUGAAGCCUAUUGUUUUUUAACAGGAUCAGUUAAAAUAACUUCCAUUAACCAAUUAUUUUCAGAAAACAUAUAUCCCAUAAUAUGUGGCCAACUAUGAGUAAUAAACUUGUAAUCCAAUCAAAUGGGCUUAUAGACACUACUUAUAGCAACACAUCACACACACAUACACACACGCGCGCGCGCACACACACACAACAAACAGCCCCAGCUGUUUUUGUGACUGAUAAUCAGCCCUACUUGCUGGUUUCUUUGUCCCCUGCAAGUCUGUUUAUUGGUUUAAAUUAAGAUAGAUAAGAUUUAUUUUUGUAAAUGACUGAGAUUUAUGUAAAUGUGUAUCUCUGUUGUGUUUUAUAUAUGGGGUGUCUAUAAGGGCAUUUAUCCCUAUGAAGGAUGUCAAAUACUUUCUUUUAAUAUAUGUUUAGACAUAUUGCAGAGGGGUCCUUGUUAUUUGUAAUUGAGUUAGGUCAUUUACUUUGUGUCUGGUCUCACCUGUUGCAUGGGAAGAGGACAGCACUGAUGAGCUGCAUGUAGUAGGUACCUGUGUAUCAAGAACUGUUGGUAUGUAUUGCUAAUUUGCAUACAAAGAGUUUGUCUGCAUUGUACAGUUUCUGUGUUUAAUAUCAUUUGUUGUAUUCACAAAUACAACAUAUUGAAUAAAAUAUUUAUAUGAAGGCAUAUUCAAAAACAUCAAACAACUUUAUGUAACAAAAUGGCAUUGCAUUACCCACCAAUAUAGAGAAAUGUCAUGUAAAUAAGUUGGUAAACUCAAUUUCCCCCUUUACCAUGCCAAAGAAAAUUUUAGCUCUUUGAUGAUACCUCUCUUGCUAUUUGUUUGGGAUAAGACUUCACCAUUUUUUCCCCUCAGAAAUUAAGUUUGCUGUUAUUAAGUAAGUGCAAUCUGUCACUACUGAUGUUCCGUAUAGUAAAUCUGAUGGAAUUCAUUUGUA
Messenger RNA from Macaca mulatta (Rhesus monkey), 12366 nucleotides. NCBI's taxonomy places the organism in Eukaryota, Metazoa, Chordata, Mammalia, Primates, Cercopithecidae. The record is from RefSeq and is a predicted model, not a curated record.